AUGGCUCAAACCUCAAAUUCUAACGAUCAAAACAUUAAGGAGGCUAAUGCCAUCACAACUAGAAGUGGUAAAGCUUUGGAAGAUCCAUCAAUACCAACUACUACUUCAAAAUCUCCGAAUGUUGUCUCUGAAAGUUUGCCAUCCAAUGCUUUUGCAAAAGUUCCAUUUCCCCAGGCUCUAAGACCUGCUGGAAAAAUUCCUGAAAAUCGAGGAGAAAUCCUUGAGCACUUGACACAAGUGAAGAUAAAUCUUCAUUUGCUUCACUUCAUCAAACAAGUGCCAGCCUAUGCUAAAAUCAUCAAGGAUCUUUGCACUGUAAAAAGGAAGCAUCAUGUCAAGAAGAGUGCUUUCUUGACUGAGCAAGGUAGUGCGGUAAUUGAACAAAAGACACCGCCAAAAUACAAAGAUCCUAGUUGUCCCACCAUUUCCUGUCAUAUUGGGAUUCAUGAAUUCAGCCAAGCCUUGCUAGACUUAGGAGCGAGUGUCAAUCUCAUGCCUUAUUAUGUCUACUCGCAACUUGUUCUUGGUGAAAUCAAGCCUACUUCUGUAGUCUUACAACUGGCUAGUCAUUCUAUUAAGAAGCCUCGGGGUAUUUUUGAGGAUGUUCUUGUUCAAGUUGACAAAUUCUAUUACCCCGUUGAGUUUCUCAUUAUGGAUACUCAAUAUGUGGUUAACAUGGAGUCAAAAUUCCCUAUCAUACUUGGAAGACCUUUCCUUGCUACAGCUAAUGCCCUUAUUAACUGCAAGAAUGGUCUCAUGAAAAUAUCUUUUGGGAAUAUGACUCUCGAGACAUUUCUGAUUGACACGCUCAUUCCUGAAGAGAUUCAAUUGCAAAGAAAUUACGAUGAUCUUGAUGAACUCCUCUCUUUUUCUGAAAGUUCUGGUUUUGAUGAGUCAAUUAAAGAAAUUUCUUGUUACAAAGACUCACAAAAUGAAAGAACAAAGUUUUGGCAACCUCGCUUUAAAGAGCUACCUAGUGAAAGGGAAAAGCCAAAUCCUUCUGCUGAAGAGGUUCCCAUUGUUAAGUUAGCCCAACUACCUGAGGGUUUAAAAUGUGUCUUCUUGGGAGAUGGUGAUACAUUUCCUAUUAUCAUUUCGUCCAAACUUGAUCCUUCACAAGAAAUUAAGCUAAUUAAGCUACUGCAAAAGCUUAAAUCUUCAUUAGGUUGGACGAUUGCUGAUAUUAAAGGUAUUAGCCCUUUAAUUUUCUCCCAUCGAAUCAAUCUAGAGGAUGGGGCAAUCCCUCGAAGAGAUCCUCAAAGAAGACUGAACCCCACAACGAAAGAAGUUGUGAAAAAUGAAGUGCUGAAACUUCUGGAAGCUGACAUCAUUUAUCCAGUGGCUGGUAGCAAAUGGGUUAGUCCAACUCAGGUAGUGCCCAAAAAUUCGGGUGUAACUAUUGUUGAAAAUGAGAAAGGGGCCCUUGUCUCCACAAGAAGUGUGACGGGUUGGCACAUGUGCAUUGACUAUCGAAAGUUGAAUUCUGCCACACGAGUUGCUUUGGGACAACAAAGGGAGGGGAAACCUUUUGUUGUCUACUAUGAAAGGCGAACUCUUAAUAGUGCUCAAAUUAACUAUUCCACUACUGAAAAAGAGUUGCUUGCAGUUGUCUUUGCACUUGACAAAUUCUGA
Messenger RNA from Humulus lupulus (European hop), 1632 nucleotides. RefSeq lists its product as uncharacterized. The record is from RefSeq and is a predicted model, not a curated record. The transcript has 3 exons. Lineage: Eukaryota; Viridiplantae; Streptophyta; Magnoliopsida; Rosales; Cannabaceae. Bases 1 to 1632 code for a protein of 543 amino acids.